Molecule: messenger RNA, 1544 nt
Organism: Balaenoptera acutorostrata (minke whale)
Lineage: Eukaryota; Metazoa; Chordata; Mammalia; Artiodactyla; Balaenopteridae
Gene: CCDC190
Product: coiled-coil domain containing 190
Exons: 4
Coding region: 176-1075 (299 amino acids)
Source: RefSeq, a predicted model, not a curated record
GAGAGCUUUCAAGUGUAUUCAACCUUCUCCCCCUCAGCCCUCUCCAAAAGUCCCUCUAUCUCCCACCUCCCCAACACUAAACUCUUAAAACUUACUGAAGAAAAACAAGCACAUUAAUCCAGGCUCAACCUGGCAUAGCAAAAGAAGCAGGCAGCAUUCUCAGGAUUUGUAGACCAUGAAGAGGAUGGAGAGGUACCUGGUCAGGGGACCACUACAGAAGCACUUUGAUUUGGAGAGGAAGAAUGCCAAGCAGGCUGAAGCCAGACUCAGCCAAAGACUGCAGAGACUAGAGGAUAUCUGCCUAUACCAUGUGAAGCUGCUGACCAGGGAGCAGAGAGAGCUCCAGAAAGAACUGCAGAGGUUGCAGCAAGAUAUCAUCAAGAAAAAGUUCUCCUCUUACUUUGAGAAUGGAAGUCAGAAGACACCAGAAGAUGUUCUUAUGUUCUCAUCACAGGGAAGACAGAAGCACAGGGUUCUACAGGCUAAUAAAUUUAGAGCACUGACAACAAAUAUGAUCCAAGAAAUAUACAAAACCAAGUCCCAGAUGCCUCCUUUCCAUCACAUUGGUCCCAAGGACCCCAUGAAAAGCAAAAGGCAGUCGCUAUCUCAAAAUAACAGAACUUCCCACUUUAUAGAAGAGAAGCCGCAAGCCCAAGAGAAAUAUUCUAUAAACCCACUGAAGGGCAAAGACUCCAACAAGGGCAUUUCUAUUCUAUGUCAAGAUCAAGACGUCUCCACUCACACCAUAGACCAAGGCCCCAGUUCCAGCCCAGCUGGUGGUAGCAGAAUGGCACACGGCGAUGAGACCAGAUCAAAUGAUGCCAACAUAAGGCCAGACCACGCCACUGGGAAACAAAUUCCCCUGAAUCCCAUGGAAUGUGGAGGGAACCUCAAAGGCGAGCCCAAAACAUCAACCUACUUAGAGUUGUUUGCAAAGGCCAGAAAUGCUCACUACCUCCGGCACCGGGUCCCCCCUGAGUCUGAGAGAUUGCUUAGCAUUGGGGAGAUCUUUGGGCACAAGGAAUCCUCACAACCCAGAGCAGAAAAGGGGUGUGAAUACAGGGUGACCAUCUAAGUUACUUCCUCUCUAACCAUCUAACAUAUCCUCACAAUAACAUAUGCUAUAAUCACUAAAUAGAAGUGUUUCUCAAGCAACUGUAGUAAGCAAUAUAAAUAUAUAUAUGCAAUACAUAUAUAUGUGUAUAUAUAUAUACUUUUUUCUUAAAACCUAGUUUUUUGUCUUUUUAUGCGAAUAUAAUCUUUCACUGAAAGAGCAAUGUUAGCAUGAAAAAUGAAGGGGGAAAUGAAUCUUCCGAAACCAUUUUAAGCAAUGUACACAUGUUGCUAAUAUCAUCAAAAUUAUGAAUCUACAUUGAUGUCUAGAGUUUUCCUGAAAGGUAAAAUAUUAAGGAUCCUGCUUACAUUUGCCACCCUUUUCUUAUAGGAGAUUCUCAUGGUGCCACCUGCUGGCAAAAUGGCAUGGCUCUUCUGUUUGUUUUAGUUUCACAUAUAAAGGUAAGAAUAGAAACUCAAUUGAAAACAUG